This is a messenger RNA of Phytomonas sp. EM1, 1095 nucleotides long. Lineage: Eukaryota; Euglenozoa; Kinetoplastea; Trypanosomatida; Trypanosomatidae. The record is from the annotation of a GenBank genome assembly.
GUUGAACUAUCCAUUAAAAUUCAAAUGCGCAGGGCAGUAUUCUUUCUCGAGUCUUAUAACCAAGCUAGAGUUUCUGUACCAUCCGCUGGACAGAAGUCACUUGAAUCCUCGAUAGCUGUGAACCCGGGUAAAAAAAUGAAGCCAAGACCCCCAAAGCGUUUCAUGGAUCCUUCCUUAUUCAUUGAGACUCCUCCUCGAAAUAAGAUUUUGAAUAUUGUUCCGCAAGGUCAUGAGCACGUUGUUGAGCGUCUAGGUCGUUACCAUCGAACGUUAGGCUCGGGCUGGUGGUUUGUCAUACCUAUAAUUGAUAAGAUUCGAUAUAAUUACAAUGUCAAGGAACAAGGUAUUGAUAUUCCAAAUCAAUCCGCAAUUACAUGUGACAAUGUUAUCGUUGAGAUUGACGGUGUGCUCUUCUUGAAAAUUGUGGACUCCAAAAAAGCAAGCUACAAUAUCGAGAAUCCGGUAUACAACUUGAUCAACUUGGCACAAACAACUAUGCGCAGCGAAAUCGGUCGCAUGACUCUUGACAGCCUUUUUCGCGAACGGGCAAGCCUGAAUGAAAAUAUUGUUGGCAUGCUCCGCAGAGAAGCACACGAAUGGGGCAUUGAAUGCAAACGGUAUGAAAUCAAAGAUAUCAUCGUCAGUGAACUCGUACGUCAAUCAAUGGAUUUACAGGCUGAAGCCGAGAGACGAAAGCGAAAGUUCGUUCUUGAAAGUGAGGGUGAAGCAACCGCAGAGGCAAACAGAGCUACAGGACUAAAAACAGCCCAGCAGUUGGCAGCAGACGCUCAGAAAUAUACCAUAUUGAAAAAAGCUGAGGCAGAUUCUGAGGCGAUUCGCUUGAGGGCAGAAGCAAUGUCGGAUAACAUUGCAAUAAUUUCAAAAGCUAUUGAGAAUACGAAGCACAGCAGCGAGGCAAUUUCCUUGAACGUAGCUCAAAAUUAUAUUGAUAAAUUUGGCGAACUUGCCAAGGAAACGAAUACAGUUGUUCUGUCUCAGCCAAUCAGCGAUCCUUCUGUUUUUUCGACCCAAGCCUUGUCAAUAUUCAAUGCAGUGGCUACAUCGGCCAUGAAAACGACCCCAACAACAAAGUAG